AUGUCACCACGGCUGCUGCUGUUGUUACUUAUCUUCGCGGGCUUCACUGAAACGGAACUCGCCAGUGCCAAUGGCGAGUACUUGAUCGGCACGGGCAGCCACGAUAUGACCGGUCCCGCUGCUGAGGUUAACUUGAUGGGUUAUGCGAACAUCAAACAGAACGCUGCCGGGAUCCAUUUCCGGCUACGGGCUCGGACCUUCAUCGUUGCUGAAAGCGAGACGAACGGGUCUAGGUUUGCUUUCGUCAACCUAGAUGGCUGCAUGGCGUCCCAGCUCGUUACCAUUAAAGUGCUCGACAGAUUGAAUUCCAGGUUUGGAAAUCUAUACACCCAAGAAAACGUGGCGAUCAGCGGCACUCACACCCACGCCGGCCCAGGUGGCUAUUUGCAGCAAAGCGCCUUUUCAUUCAGUCAUUUCAUCGAACACAAAGACCACAAAAUCAAGUUUCCAACUCUUCCAGCUUUUACUUUGUCCUCAGGGGACGUAGAGAACGCGGGAAUCAACAGGAGCCCAAGCGCUUACCUCGCCAACCCACCGGAGGAGAGAGCGAGGUACGAGUCCAACGUCGACAAGGAGAUGACCCUUCUGAAGUUCAUCGACGCGGCUACCGGGAAGAGCGUCGGAGCAUUCAGCUGGUACGCCACCCACGGCACGUCGAUGUCCAGAGACAACAAGCUCAUCAGCGGCGACAACAAAGGGGCCGCCGCAAGGUUCUUCGAGGAUUGGUUCGCCUCCAACUCCUCCUCGACCGCAGCCGGGAAACCAAGCCCCUCCGCAGCCGUGAACAUCGACAAAUUGGUCGCCAAGGCAGGAACAGUCAAAGCCACCGGCGGGGAAACUUGCCGGGAAACGACCAGCCAGGGGUUCAGGGUGAGGAAGGACAGGGAAUUCGUCGGAGCUUUCUGCCAAUCGAACGUCGGCGACGUGACGCCGAACGUUCUCGGAGCAUUCUGCGUCGACACAGGAAAGCCUUGCGAUUUUAAUCGCUCUUCUUGUGGCGGGAACGACCAGCUCUGCGUUGGCCGUGGGCCAGGGUAUCCGGACGAGACUUUGAGCACUAAGAUCAUCGGCGACAGGCAAUUCAAGAAGGCAGCAGAGCUAUUCACGUCGGCGAAAGAUGAAUUACGAGGUAAGAUCGAUUAUCGUCAUGUCUACCUGAACUUCACGAAUCUUGAAGUUCAGGUAGAAGGCAAAGGCACGGUGAGGACGUGCCCGGCUGCUGUUGGACCAGGUUUUGCAGCAGGGACGACGGAUGGACCUGGAGCGUUUGGGUUUCAACAAGGAGAUACAGAGAUCAAUCCAUUUCUGAAGAUGGUGAGAGACUCCAUAAAAAAGCCAAGCCAAUAUCAGGAAGAUUGCCAAAAACCCAAACCGGUUUUGCUCUCCACGGGAGAAAUGUUUGAUCCUUAUCCAUGGGCGCCGGCAAUUCUUCCUGUACAGAUACUUAGGCUAGGGAAGUUGAUCAUACUCUCAGUGCCAGGAGAGUUCACAACAAUGGCUGGUCGGCGACUAAGAGAGGCGGUAAAGGCGACACUAAUAGCCAAUGGGGGAGGAGAAUUUGAUGACAACACCCAUGUUGUGAUUGCUGGCUUGACCAACACUUACUCCCAGUACAUUUCCACUUUCGAGGAGUAUCAACGUCAGAGAUACGAGGCAGCAUCAACGCUCUACGGGCCUCAUACACUAUCUGCAUAUAUCCAGGAAUUCAACAAACUUGCAAAACAAAUGGCUAGAGGCGAGAGGAAUAGUAACGCAUCCACGUUAUCCCCACCUGAUCUUUCGUCCGAACAGCUGGGUUUGUUGAUUGAGCCACUAGGGGAGUCACCACCAGAUGGUAUUAAAUUUGGCGACAUGAAACAGGACGUAGCUCAAUCAAAAGAUGGUCAUUUCAAGAAGGGAGAUCGAGUCAGGGCCAUCUUCUGGAGCGCCAACCCUAGGUACGAUCUACUAACAGAAGGAACAUUUGCUGUGGUGGAGAUGCUUCAAGGGGGAGGGAAGUGGGUUCCAGCAUUUGAUGAUGAUGAUUUCUGCUUGCUUUUCAAGUGGGGAGUUGAUAAUAAGACUGGUUCUAGCUUGGCAACUAUAGAGUGGGAUAUUCCUAAUGAAGCGAGUCCUGGUGUCUACAGGCUAAGGCACUUUGGUUCAGCAAAGGAGACUGUAGUCUCUGCUGUUGGCUACUUUACUGGUGCUUCUAAUGGAUUUGCAGUAGCUUAAACAUGGCGUGAAAGAAAAUGUGGACCGUGUAGUAGGUAAAGAAGC
This is a messenger RNA of Linum tenue, 2259 nucleotides long. The record is from the annotation of a GenBank genome assembly. Lineage: Eukaryota; Viridiplantae; Streptophyta; Magnoliopsida; Malpighiales; Linaceae.